AAAAAAAAAAAUACUACAAACCAAUCAUGCUUUCUACAAUAGGUAUUCCAGCUUUCAUUUUCCUAACAUUGAUCCUUGUUCAUCCUUCAAAUGGACAACUGAAUGCAACUUUCUAUUCCAACACAUGCCCAAAUGUGUCAACCAUUGUCAGAGAUGCUGUUCAACAGGCUCUUCAAUCUGAUUCGAGAAUCGGCGCAAGCCUAACUCGUCUUCAUUUUCACGAUUGUUUUGUCAAUGGGUGUGAUGCUUCGAUUUUGUUAGACCAAGGUGGAAACAUUACUCAGAGCGAGAAAAAUGCUGCUCCGAAUGUUAAUUCCAUUCGCGGGUUUGGUGUAGUUGACAGUAUCAAAAGCUCCCUUGAAAGUUCAUGUGCUGGUGUUGUAUCUUGUGCUGAUAUUCUUGCUCUUGCUGCCGAAUCUUCAGUGUCUUUGUCAGGAGGUCCUACAUGGAAUGUAUUACUUGGAAGAAGGGAUGGUCUAACAGCAAACCAAGGGGGUGCAAAUACCUCUAUUCCCUCUCCAUUUGAUAGCUUAACCACUCUUACAUCCAAAUUUUCCGCGGUUAAUCUUGACACUACUGAUCUCGUUGCAUUGUCAGGUGCGCACACAUUCGGCCGAGCUCAGUGUCAAUUUUUCUCUCAAAGAUUGAACAAUUUCAACGGGACUGGAAGCCCAGACCCAACUCUAAACACAACAUAUUUGGCCACACUUCAACAAAAUUGUCCAAGUGGAAGUGGAACUACUUUGAACAAUCUUGAUCCUACAACCCAAGACACAUUUGACAACAACUAUUUCACCAAUCUUCUAACCCAAAUGGGUCUUCUCCAAACGGAUCAAGAACUAUUUUCUACCAACGGUUCUUCCACUGUCUCUAUUGUUAACAGCUUUGCCAACAGCCAAACUGCAUUUUUUACCCAAUUUGCUCUGUCAAUGAUUAAUAUGGGUAAUAUUAGUCCAUUGUCAGGAACGCAGGGAGAAAUCAGAACCGAUUGUAAGAAAGUCAAUGGAAGUUGAAGAGGCAAAACAAAGGGCAUUAUAUAUACCAUGUUUUAAAUCUUGAUGUUGUUUAUCAUGUUUCUAUCAAAAUGAACUGUUGUAUUUUCUUUAAUGUGUGAACGUUAAUGUGGGUCUUCAAAUUGGAUAAUCAAUUAAUAUAUGUCUCCUCUUUUGUGUAA
Vicia villosa (hairy vetch) is the source of this 1174-nucleotide messenger RNA. Its product is annotated as peroxidase A2-like. The record is from RefSeq and is a predicted model, not a curated record. Gene Ontology annotation, biological process: response to oxidative stress; hydrogen peroxide catabolic process. The coding region runs from base 27 to 1013 and encodes 328 amino acids. Gene Ontology annotation, molecular function: peroxidase activity; heme binding. Lineage: Eukaryota; Viridiplantae; Streptophyta; Magnoliopsida; Fabales; Fabaceae. The transcript is spliced from 4 exons.